AGUCCAAGCCAGCGGAGCCGGGCCGGGGCCAAGCCGAGGGCUCCGAGGGCGCGGGCGGAGCGGGGCACGGAGCCAUGGCGCACCAAACGGGCAUCCACGCCACCGAGGAGCUGAAGGAAUUCUUUGCCAAGGCCCGGGCUGGCUCUGUCCGGCUCAUCAAAGUCGUCAUCGAAGACGAGCAGCUCGUGCUGGGCGCGGCACGGGAGCCCGUGGGCAGCUGGGACCAGGACUAUGACGCGGCUGUGCUGCCACUGCUGGGUGCCCAGCAGCCCUGCUACCUGCUGUACCGUCUGGACUCGAAGAAUGCCCAGGGCUUCGAGUGGCUUUUCCUCGCCUGGUCGCCCGACAGCUCCCCCGUGCGGCUGAAGAUGCUGUACGCAGCCACCCGGGCCACGGUGAAGAAGGAGUUUGGAGGCGGCCACGUCAAGGACGAGCUCUUCGGGACCGUGAAGGACGAUCUCUCCUUGGCUGGGUACCAGAAGCACCUGUCGUCCUGUGCUGCUCCCGCCCCGCUGACCUCGGCCGAGAGAGAGCUUCAGCAGAUCCGUAUCAACGAGGUGAAGACAGAGAUCAGCGUGGAGAGCAAGCACCAGACGCUGCAGGGCCUCGCCUUCCCCCUGCAGCCAGAGGCCCAGCGGGCACUGCAGCAGCUCAAGCGCAAGGCCAUCAACUACAUCCAGCUGAAGCUGGACCUGGAGCGGGAGACGAUCGAGCUGGUGCACACCGAGCCCACGGACGUGGCCCACCUGCCCUCGCGGGUGCCCCGAGAGGCCGCCCGCUACCACUUCUUCCUCUACAAGCACACCCACGAGGGCGACCCGCUGGAGUCCGUGGUGUUCAUCUACUCCAUGCCGGGGUACAAGUGCAGCAUCAAGGAGCGCAUGCUCUACUCCAGCUGCAAGAGCCGUCUCCUCGACUCCGUGGAGCAGGACUUCCAGCUGGAGAUCGCCAAGAAGGGCCCCUGCCGUGGUGCCCUGCUCCCCCUGUGUCUCCUGCUGCAGGCCGAGGUGCUGGGCGUGGCCCUGGCCCAGGGCGCCCUGCCCGCCUUCCUGCCCUGCGAGCUUCAGAACAGCACCCGAGUCAACUGUGAGUGGCUGUUCCUGACAUCCGUGCCCCACUUCUUAGCAUCUGAGCCCCGUGGCAACAUCACCAGCCUGUCCUUGCGCUGCAACCGCAUCCGCCACCUUCACAACUUCGACUUUGCCCACCUGUCCAGCCUGCAGACUCUGGACCUCAAGUGGAACUGCCCGCCGAGCAGCCUCAGCAUCAUGCACUGGGCCUGCCACAUGACCAUCGAGCCCAACACCUUCCUGGCCGUGCCCACCCUGGAGGAACUGAACCUGAGCUACAACAACAUCACGACCGUGCCCGCCCUGCCCCACUCCCUCAGGUACCUGUCUCUGAGCCGCACCAACAUCCUGGUGAUCGACCCCACCAGCUUCUGGGGCCUGCAUGCCUUGAGCCACCUGUACAUGGAUGGCAACUGCUACUAUGAGAAUCCCUGCGGCCGAGCCGUGCAGGUGGCCCCGGGCGCCCUCCUGGGCCUGAGGAACCUCACCCACCUGUCGCUCAAAUACAACAACCUCACGAUGGUGCCCCGAAACCUGCCCCCCAGCCUGCAGAACCUGCUGCUGUCCUAUAACCGCAUUGUCUCCCUGGAGCCUGCAGACCUGGCCAACCUCACGGCUCUGCGUGUGCUUGACGUGGGUGGAAACUGCCGCAGGUGUGACCACGCCCGCAACCCCUGUGUGGAGUGCCCCAAGGGUUUCCCCAAGCUUCACUCCGACACCUUCAGCCACCUGAGCCACCUGGAAGGGCUGGUGCUGAAGGACAGCUCACUCUACGAACUGGACACUGGAUGGUUCCACGGCCUGAGCAACCUGUCAGUGCUCGACCUGAGCGAGAACUUCCUGUCUGAGUGCAUCACGUCCACCCUGGCCUUCCAGGGCCUGAAGAAGCUGCGCAAGCUCAACCUGUCUUUCAAUUACCACAAGGGGGUGUCCUACGCCCACCUGGUCCUGGCCAAGUCCUUCGAGAGCCUGUUGAACUUACAGCAGCUGGACAUGACUGGCAUCUUCUUCCGGGAGCUCAGCGAGAACACUCUCCACUCGCUGACCCAACUACCUAGGCUGCAGCAGCUGAGCCUCCAGAUGAACUUCAUCAACCAGGCCCAGCUCAGCAUCUUCCAGGCCUUCCCCAGCCUGUGCCAUGUGGACCUGUCCAACAACCGCAUCAGUGGGUCCUUGGGGUCGAUGGCCUCCGCGGCGGAGGUGGAUGCUGAGGAGGAGGUCCGGCUGCCCCCCGGCCCUCUAGCACCAGGCCUCCAGGACACCCCCAGCUCUGAGGACUUCAUGCCAAGCUGCAAGGCCUUCAACUUCACCUUGGAUCUGUCCCGGAACAACCUGGUGACCAUCCACCAAGAGAUGUUCUCUGGGCUGUCCCGCCUCCAGUGCCUACGCCUGAGCCACAACUGCAUCUCGCAGGCGGUCAACGGCUCCCAGUUUGUGCCACUGACCAGCCUGCAGGUGCUCGACCUGUCCUACAACAAGCUGGACCUGUACCACGGGCACUCAUUCACGGAGCUGCCACAGCUGCAGGCCCUGGACCUCAGCUACAACAGCCAGCCGUUCAGCAUGCAGGGCGUGGGCCACAACCUCAGCUUCGUGGCGCGGCUGCGCAACCUGCGCUACCUCAGCCUGGCGCACAACUCCAUCCACAGCCGCGUGUCCCCGAGGCUCAGCAGCGCCUCGCUGUGGGCCCUGGACUUCAGCGGCAAUGCCCUGAACCGCAUGUGGAACGAAGGAGACCUCUACCUCCACUUCUUCCAAGGCCUGAGACAGCUGGUCAGACUGGACCUGUCGCAGAACCACCUGCACGCCCUCCUGCCGCACACCCUGGGCAACCUCCCCAAGAGCCUGCGGCUGCUUCGUCUCCAGCACAACUACUUGGCCUUCUUCAACUGGAGCAGCCUGACGCUCCUGCCCAACCUGGAAACCCUGGACCUGGCGGGGAACCAGCUGAAGGCGCUGACCAACGGCAGCCUCCCUGUCGGCACGCGGCUGCAGAGGCUGGACUUCAGCCGCAACCACAUCAGCUUCGUGGCCCCGGGCUUCUUCGCUCAGGCCGUAGGGCUGCAAGAGCUCAACCUCAGUGGCAACGCCCUCAAGACAGUGGAGCGCUCCUGGUUCGGCUCCAUCCCGGUCAACCUGACAGUCCUGGACGUGAGCGCCAACCCCCUGCACUGCGCCUGCGGGGCGGACUUCCUGGACUUCCUGCUGGAGGUGCAGAGCGCCGUGCCCGGGCUGUCCAGCCAGGUGAAGUGCGGCAGUCCGCGCCAGCUGCAGGGCCGCAGCAUCUUCGCACAGGACCUGCGCCUGUGCCUGGACGAGGCCCUCUCCUGGGACUGCUUCAGCCUCUCGCUGCUGGCUCUGGCCCUGGGCCUGGCCCUGCCCCUGCUGCAGCACCUCUGUGGCUGGGACCUCUGGUACUGCUUCUACCUGGGCCUGGCCUGGCUGUCCCGGCGGGGGCGCCGGCGGGGCAAGGAUGCCCUGCUCUACGAUGCCUUCGUGGUCUUCGACAAGUCGCACAGCGCGGUGGCCGACUGGGUGUACAACGAGCUGCGCGUGCAGCUGGAGGAGCGUCGCGGGCGCCGGGCGCUGCACCUGUGCCUGGAGGAGCGGGACUGGGUCCCCGGCAAGACGCUCUUCGAGAACCUGUGGGCCUCGGUCUACAGCAGCCGCAAGACGCUGUUCGUGCUGGCCCACACGGACCGGGUCAGCGGCCUCCUGCGGUCCAGCUUCCUGCUGGCCCAACAGCGCCUGCUGGAAGACCGCAAGGACGUGGUGGUGCUGGUGAUCCUGAGGCCCAACGUGCGCCGCUCCCGCUACGUGCGACUCCGCCAGCACCUCUGCCGCCGGAGCGUCCUCCUCUGGCCCCAACAGCCCAGCGGCCAGAGCACCUUCUGGGCCCAGCUGGGCAUGGCCCUGACCAGGGACAACCGCCACUUCUACAACCGAAACUUCUGCCGGGGCCCCACAACAGCCGGGUAGCAGGGGGCAGCCAG
Molossus molossus (Pallas's mastiff bat) is the source of this 4063-nucleotide messenger RNA. RefSeq names its product twinfilin-2. Gene Ontology annotation, cellular component: plasma membrane; actin filament; cytoplasm. The transcript is spliced from 9 exons. NCBI's taxonomy places the organism in Eukaryota, Metazoa, Chordata, Mammalia, Chiroptera, Molossidae. Gene Ontology annotation, molecular function: actin filament binding; pattern recognition receptor activity; actin monomer binding. Gene Ontology annotation, biological process: regulation of lamellipodium assembly; positive regulation of neuron projection development; toll-like receptor signaling pathway. The record is from RefSeq and is a predicted model, not a curated record. Bases 75 to 4049 code for a protein of 1324 amino acids.